Messenger RNA from Uranotaenia lowii, 1448 nucleotides. RefSeq names its product cytochrome c1, heme protein, mitochondrial (gene Cyt-c1). The record is from RefSeq and is a predicted model, not a curated record. The transcript is spliced from 5 exons. NCBI's taxonomy places the organism in Eukaryota, Metazoa, Arthropoda, Insecta, Diptera, Culicidae. Gene Ontology annotation, molecular function: heme binding; electron transfer activity. Gene Ontology annotation, biological process: mitochondrial electron transport, ubiquinol to cytochrome c. The coding region runs from base 81 to 1001 and encodes 306 amino acids.
UGAGUUUUGACGUGACGAUCAUCAGCGAAAAACGACGACGAGCACGGUGGUUCCUUCACUUUUCCCCAUCGCAGUCCAUCAUGGCGGCUAUCGUAGGAAGAAUUUGUGGCUCCGGUUUGCUCAGCACCACAAAAAGUGGAGUUACCUUGCAGAAGGUACAAAAUUUCUCUACUAGCCGCGCCUGGACGAGAAGUCAAAAGCUUGCGACUGCUGCCGGUAUCGUUGCUGGCGGUGCCGGUGCGCUGCUGUACGCCCUAGAACAAUCGGUGGCCGCAUCCGGCACCGAAGUGCACCCCCCGGCGCAACCAUGGAGCCACCACGGUGUCUUUAACUCCCUAGAUCACGCCUCGGUACGACGAGGUUACGAAGUGUACAAGCAGGUGUGUGCCGCUUGUCACUCGAUGCAGUACAUCGCUUACCGUAACCUGGUUGGCGUGACGCAUACCGAGGCCGAGGCCAAGGCCGAAGCUGCCGAAAUUCAGGUUAAGGACGGUCCCGAUGAGUUCGGUAACUACUUUAUGCGACCGGGCAAACUGUCCGAUUAUUUCCCAAGUCCGUACCCGAACGAGGAGGCGGCACGUGCUGCCAACAACGGUGCUUAUCCACCGGAUCUGAGCUACAUUGCUCUGGCUCGUCACGGUGGCGAGGAUUAUCUGUUCGCUUUGCUGACCGGUUACUGCGACGCCCCAGCUGGCGUUGUUCUGCGUGAGGGCCAGUAUUACAAUCCAUACUUCCCCGGUGGUGCCAUCUCAAUGGCUCAAGCAUUGUACAACGAGUCCGCAGAAUAUACUGAUGGAACGGCUCCUACUGCCAGCCAGCUUGCGAAGGAUGUGUCCACCUUCCUGGUGUGGUCAGCUGAUCCGUGCCACGAUGAGCGCAAACGUAUGGGUAUCAAAUCGCUCGGAAUCAUUCUGGUGCUAGGCACGCUUGCCUAUUACAUCAAGCGACAUAAGUGGGCUGCCCUCAAGACCCGUAAAAUCAGCUACCAUCCCAAGAAGUAGAUGAAGAAAGUCACGUGUUAUCAAGUGUUGGGAUGUGGGAUACGUAAGACGACACGCGUGGAGAAGCAGCAUAUUUCAUAAAAACAUUAUGCCAGAAAGAAGCAAACUUGAUCUAGCCCGUGAGAGAGCGAGCCCCACAACAAUUGGAAGAAGAAAUGCAUUCGUUUUAUUAGACUAUCGCAAGUUCGAUUGCAAAUAGUAACACUAUCUUCGUACAUCUACCAACGUUUCAAUUACCAACUAAAAUCAAUAUUCUACUACCAUAAUAAAGCUGCUAGCAAAAUAUGAGUGUACAAUUGAGCGCAGAAAGUUUAAAUCAUCGGUCGAUUCGAAUUAAUAACCAAAAACACUGCUGGGGCAAGACCCUAACAUAUUUAGCAAAAGAACAGGGGCAAACAAGGAACGUUCUAAUAAAGGCAACCUGUUGUUAGUACGAGAAACAAAGAA